GAAAGCAAUUUAUAAGACAAGAAAACUUAUAUGACAUAUCGAAAAUAGGAGGCAAGCGAAAUACACAUUUUGUUAACUCAUGCAAAUAGUAGUGUUCUGACAUAUUAAAAUAUUUAAAGCGCUGUCAAAAAAUGUAUCGAUAAUAUUUCAGUCACUUUGUUAUCGUUAAAAGUCAUCUGUCGGUUUUUGAUUUCGCAUGUGCGGUGUGAAAUUUCUUAAGUUAUUCUAGUAAAACUUUGUUUUAAUUAAACAUUAAUUACAAUGGCAGCGCAAUUUUUUAAUCGAAUUGGUCAGCUUGGUCUAGGUGUAGCAGUAUUGGGUGGCGUUGUAAAUUCAGCAUUAUAUAAUGUUGAUGGUGGCCAUCGUGCAGUAAUUUUCGAUCGUUUUACUGGUGUUAAACAAAAUGUAGUUGGCGAAGGUACACAUUUCUUCAUACCAUGGGUACAACGUCCCGUUAUUUAUGAUAUUCGAUCACAGCCACGUAAUGUACCCGUUAUUACCGGCAGCAAGGAUUUGCAAAAUGUAAACAUUACAUUACGUAUUCUCUAUCGUCCCAUUCCUGAUCAAUUGCCAAAGAUAUAUACGAUACUUGGACAGGAUUAUGAUGAGAGAGUUUUGCCUUCAAUUGCGCCUGAAGUUCUUAAAGCUGUUGUUGCACAAUUCGAUGCUGGUGAAUUAAUUACACAACGUGAGAUGGUGUCUCAACGCGUUUCAGAUGAUUUGACAGAGCGUGCAAAGCAGUUUGGUUUCAUUUUGGAUGAUAUCUCCAUUACACAUUUAACAUUCGGUCGCGAAUUUACACAAGCUGUAGAAAUGAAGCAAGUAGCACAGCAAGAAGCUGAAAAAGCACGCUUCGUCGUCGAGAAGGCUGAACAACAGAAAUUGGCUUCCAUUAUAUCCGCAGAGGGUGAUGCAGCAGCUGCAGAUUUGUUAGCUAAGGCAUUUGGAGCUGCUGGUGAUGGUCUCGUUGAGUUGCGUCGUAUUGAAGCGGCUGAAGAUAUAGCUUAUCAAUUAUCAAGAUCGCGUGGCGUUGCUUAUUUACCUAGUGGUCAAAGCACACUACUCAACUUGCCAUCAAGUAUGGUACAGUAAAGAGCUGAGAUAAUAAGCUACUGACCUUUAGCAUUUAAUUACGAUUUUUAUUAAAUAUUCAGUUUCCAGAAUAAAGGGUUCCCUUUAA
Messenger RNA from Teleopsis dalmanni, 1180 nucleotides. RefSeq names its product protein l(2)37Cc (gene Phb1). Gene Ontology annotation, cellular component: membrane; mitochondrion. Bases 262 to 1092 code for a protein of 276 amino acids. The transcript is spliced from 3 exons. Gene Ontology annotation, biological process: mitochondrion organization. The record is from RefSeq and is a predicted model, not a curated record. Lineage: Eukaryota; Metazoa; Arthropoda; Insecta; Diptera; Diopsidae.